This is a messenger RNA of Bufo gargarizans (Asiatic toad), 2229 nucleotides long. It is a transcript of the gene CNGA3, whose product is annotated as cyclic nucleotide gated channel subunit alpha 3. Gene Ontology annotation, cellular component: plasma membrane; intracellular cyclic nucleotide activated cation channel complex. The transcript is spliced from 8 exons. The record is from RefSeq and is a predicted model, not a curated record. Lineage: Eukaryota; Metazoa; Chordata; Amphibia; Anura; Bufonidae. Gene Ontology annotation, molecular function: intracellularly cAMP-activated cation channel activity; cGMP binding; voltage-gated potassium channel activity. The coding region runs from base 1 to 2229 and encodes 742 amino acids. Gene Ontology annotation, biological process: monoatomic cation transmembrane transport; potassium ion transport.
AUGGCUGCCAUAGUGACUACACAAUCAUCAUAUCCAGUGCUGCACAGACUAUCAGUCAGAACUACUGACGAUGAUAUAGAAAGAAUUGAAAAUGGAAACAGCAGGGCUCAUUCUCUGUGUGAGGACACCUCAUCAGAGCUCCAACGGGUCAUUGCAUUGGAUCCCAGAGGCCUUACUGAGUCCCGCAGAAGUUCAUUCACAGGAAGGGGAGGCAUGGCCAGGUUGUCGAGAUUUCUUUUAACAAUGCGGAACUGGGCAGUGAGACACUUAAAUCAAGAAGAUCAGCGUCCAGACUCUUUCCUGGAGAGAUUCCGAGGCCCGGAGCUUAAAGAGGUGUCCAGCAGGAACAGCUUCAUACAUUCUGUAAUAGACAACCAAAACCCAGAUAAGCUGGAGAGGUCAAAUAGUCAUUGGGCUCUUGCCGAGUUUAAUGUCAACAACAGCAACAAUACUGAUGACAAAAAGAACGACCAGAAUGCUGCCAAUGAGAACAAAGAGCAAAAAAAGGAGGACAAAAAGGAUGCAAAAAAUGAUGAUAAAAAGGAUGAUAAAAAAGAUGAUAAAAAGGAUGAUAAAAAGGAAAAUGAAAAGAAAAAAGAAAUAUUUGUGAUUGAUCCAGCCAGUAACUUCUACUACAGAUGGCUAUCAAUCAUCUCUGUACCUGUGCUGUAUAACUGGUGCUUUCUGGUGUGCAGAGCCUGUUUUGAUGAACUGCAGAACAAUAACAUUAUCCUGUGGAUGGUCCUGGAUUACAGUGCGGAUUUUUUAUACAUCAUGGAUAUAGUUGUCAGGUUUAGAACAGGUUUCCUUGAGCAAGGCUUGCUUGUGAAAGAUGCUAAGAAGUUAAAAGAAUAUUACAUGAAGACUUUGCAGUUUAAGCUUGAUAUGUUUUCACUGUUGCCAACUGACUUGGCCUACUUCAAAGUAGGUUUUAAUUACCCAGAACUACGUUUUAACCGCCUAUUACGCUUUGCUAGAAUGUUUGAGUUCUUCGAUCGCACUGAAACUAGAACCAACUAUCCUAAUAUGUUCCGCAUAGGAAACCUUGUUCUUUAUAUUUUGAUUAUUAUACACUGGAAUGCAUGCAUUUACUUUGCAAUUUCUAAAGCCAUUGGGUUUGGAACAGACACCUGGGUCUACCCUAAUAAUUCUCAUCCAGAAUAUGGCCGCCUUGAACGGAAAUAUAUUUACAGUCUUUACUGGUCAACCCUCACUCUUACCACUAUUGGUGAGACACCACCUCCAGUCAAGGAUAUAGAAUUCCUCUUUGUAGUGUUUGACUUCUUAAUUGGUGUGCUGAUAUUUGCCACCAUUGUUGGUAAUGUGGGAUCUAUGAUUUCAAAUAUGAAUGCAUCAAGAGCAGAUUUUCAAUCCAAAAUUGACUCUAUAAAGCAAUAUAUGCAAUUUCGUAAUGUAUCAAAAGAUUUAGAAGCCAGGGUAAUAAAGUGGUUUGAUUAUCUGUGGACAAACAAGAAAACAAUGGAUGAAAAAGAAGUCCUAAAGAGCCUACCAGACAAAUUGAAAGCAGAGAUUGCAAUUAAUGUCCAUUUGGACACUUUAAAGAAAGUUAGAAUCUUUCAAGACUGUGAAGCUGGAUUACUAGUGGAAUUAGUUCUUAAACUAAGGCCUCAAGUGUUUAGCCCUGGUGAUUAUAUAUGUCGAAAAGGAGAUAUUGGACGUGAAAUGUAUAUAAUUAAAGAAGGUAAGCUGGCUGUGGUGGCAGAUGAUGGUGUGACACAGUUUGUAGUCCUUAGCGAUGGAAGUUAUUUUGGAGAAAUCAGCAUACUGAAUAUCAAAGGAAGCAAAUCAGGGAACAGAAGGACAGCUAACAUUCGAAGCAUUGGUUAUUCUGAUUUGUUCUGUUUAUCCAAGGAUGAUUUAAUGGAGGCUCUCACAGAGUACCCAGAGGCUAAAACAGUGCUUGAAGAAAAAGGUAGACAGAUCUUAAUGAAGGAUGGCCUAAUUGAUGAGGAAGCAGCAAAGGCUGGGGCAGAUCCUAAAGACAUAGAAGAAAAAGUGGAGAAGUUGGAAACUGCUUUUGACAGUUUACAGACAAGGUUUGCCAGACUACUAGCUGAUUACAAUUCCACACAACUAAAACUUAAACAAAGAAUCACUAAAGUUGAGAAGAGGAUACAAGAAAAGAAUUUACUAAAUGACAACGUGUCUGAAGGAGCAGACAGUGGACCAGAAACAGGCAAGGCCGAGGACACAGACAAUGAUAAAUAG